UUCCCAUACAAACACGUGAGGCAGGUCAAACUUCAGUCCAUAUUCCUAAUAAACCAUGAUGCAGAGUAUUGCAAAUUGAGAUGGGAUUUGCUGUGGUGCUGGAUGCUUUGUCUCAGCAUUAGUGAUACCAUGAAUACAAGGAAACACUUGUUGUCUGCAGCACGGCUUAUGUUGCCCACCACUGGCUUGAGCCUUAUCUUUGCAGGCACUUACACCAAGUCCAUUCAAAGUGGACAACUGCAAAUUCUCAUAGACAUCUCCUCUUACCUCUUUAUUGUCCUGGGCUUUGUACUGCUAGUCAUUGGAGUGUUGUGGACUCUCGGUCACGGAAUGAAGAACGUGCUGCUUAAACGUUCAAUAAGGAGGUCUAGAGAUGCUGAUGUUCAGGUUUUUACUGUGGACAGGUCUGACGUAUAUCCACCAUCGUAUGAGGAGUCUCAGGUCAGAAAUAACGCUGUCGGGGUUGUCCCCACCGUCAUCUCCAUUCCUUCAGGCAUGGUAUGGCCCGGACCAGCUCCUCCGGUUUACGCACUGACCUGCAACGAGAGCUCAGUUGAGGACUUUAGCCAUGAGGAACCACCUACUUAUCAACAAGCAGUUCAGAGCCAAACUGAAUCACAAACUUCCCAUCUACCCACAAACAGCACUGUAGAGCCUCUCUGAACAGCUGCUGAAGGACAGAUCGAUGUUCACUGAAAGGAAUGUAGAAUGCUCAGUGUAAUUCAAGGCUCAGAAGGACCUGGAGUUUUUGAGACUGUUAAUUGCCCCUGACUUUAGUAUCACUGGGAGUAAUUAUAUUUUGAGCCUUUCUCUAAACUUGUAUCAGGAAUAAAGAGUUUCUCAAAAAGCAAAUUUGAAACACUUUCAUGGAAUCCUUUAUGAAUCCAAGAGAAAAUGCUGAAGAAGGUGUAGACAUUGCGAUCACGAGCACUUAAUUAAGAUGUGAUUGUAGUAACAAGGAAAAACAAACAUGACAAAAAGUCUCGUCUGAUUUAGUCUUAGUGUCCUCUGUUGAUGUCAUUUCCAAAAGAGCACAGAAACAACAUACUGUAACUGGUCAAAAGCUUUAAAUGAAAACAUUAGUGUGUUGUGUAAGGAUAAGGCUAAUGUGCAUAAAAGUGUGCAAUGUAUAAGUUGUUUUAUUGUUAAGUCUCAUUAGUGUUGAUAGGUCAAGAAGUAUCCCUGUCAAAUCCUUUGUAUUUUAUGUUUGCAUUAAUAAACAAUACAUUUGAGCUCGUUGUCUCUGUUGUGAAAUGUACUGUGCAUGAUAAUAAACGGUUGUUAUUUCUGUA
Molecule: messenger RNA, 1292 nt
Organism: Tachysurus vachellii
Lineage: Eukaryota; Metazoa; Chordata; Actinopteri; Siluriformes; Bagridae
Product: transmembrane protein 252-like
Exons: 2
Coding region: 103-663 (186 amino acids)
Source: RefSeq, a predicted model, not a curated record